ACUUCAUCCAACCAAUUUCAACCUCUCUCUCUCAAUCAAAAUCAUUCAUAGCGGAGAGUUCCAUAGCCAUAAGCAACAAUGAGCAACAAGCAAUAAACCCAACAACAAUGUAGCAGUAACAACAAUUUCUAACUCCUCAACACUCUUAAAACGACGUCGUUUUCCCGCCUCGAUGAUUCUUCUGAAUCACUUCUUCCCUAGACCCUACAAUGAUUCUCAAGAAUCAUCACUCUUUGUUUUUCGGAACUAACCUUCACCCUUUUCAAUUUCAGCGAAAAAAGCUUCAAAACAAAGGUUUUUGCACCUGCAAGUGUUGCAAUUACUCUAAACGGUGUCGUUUGGUAAGCCAAGCGUUAAAUUUCCCUAAUUUUUCUGCUCAAAAUGUUGUUUUUUCUAGAAAAGACUUGAUUUUAAGAAAUGGGUCAAGCUUAAAAUGUGCUAAUGAAUUAGGAAGAGAUUUUUCUGGUAAAAAAGUUGGGAAUUUUAGGAAAGACUUGAUUUUGAGAAAUGGGUCAAGGUUAAAAUGUGCUAAUGAAAAGGAACCAUAUUUUGUUAAUGAGAAUUUGGAGAAUUAUUUGAGGCCUUUGUUGAAAGAAGGGCUUUUGUUGAUAAGGGCUUCUGUUUAUACUGCUGUAUUAGGUGGUGUGUGUAUGUUGGUUUGGUAUGGUCAGAAUAAAGCUAAGGUUUUUGUUGAGAAUAAUUUGUUGCCUAGUGUUUGUUUGGCGAUUAGUGAAUAUAUUCAGAGGGAUGUUGAGUUUGGUAAAGUUAGGAGGAUUUCACCGUUGAGUAUUACGUUGGAGGCGUGUUCGAUUGGGCCGCAUAAGGAGGAGUUUUCGUGUGGGGAGGUUCCGACGGUGAAGAUUAGGGUACGACCUUUUGCAAGUUUGAGGAGGGGGAAGGUGGUUGUUGAUGCGGUUUUGACGCAGCCGAGUGUGUUGGUUGUGCAGAAGAAGGAUUUUACUUGGUUGGGGAUACCGUUUACGGAAGGGGGGAGAGAGAGGAGAUUUUCGAGUGAAGAUGGGAUAGAUUAUCGGACGAGAACGAGGAGGCUUGCAAGGGAGGAAGGUGGUGCGAGGUGGGAAAUAGAAAGGGACGAAGCGGCUAGGGAAGCUGCUGAGGUUGGUUACUUUGUUUCUGAGAGGAGAUGUGGUGCAUCUGAAGGUGAUGGUGCAAAGGAGAUUCCAAGUAGUUCAAUUGAGUUAAGUGAGGCCACACCGUUUUUCUGCGUGGAUGGUGGGAAGCAUGAUCAUCGGUUCAUGGACACAGGUGUUGAUUACGAUACGAAGCACGCAGAUUUGGAAAAAGCAUUUGGAGUGAAAUUUCUUGGGUCAGGGUUUCGAUUUUGGUCUAGAGUAUUAUCGGGGCAUAGGAAAAACAGAUUUAAAAGGAAGGCUAAUGGGAGUAAGAUCUAUGCAUCUGGUGUUGCUACAAAAAAAAGAAUGUUUGAACGUAGCGCAUCGGCAGCUCGUGCAUACUUUCGUGAUCAAUCACAAGGGAAGGAUGGGGAGCCUGCAUCAUCUUCUGAAUGUUUUCAAUUUAUGAAUCAUGACGAUGCACAUGCGGCAGUAAGUGAGGUUGAUGGAAAUGCUAAAUCUGUUACCAUUGGUGAUGAAAAUAUUAGUGAUGAUAGUCAAAGUGCUGCACGAUCCAGAGAUCUGGGAAUUUGGUCCCCCUCAGUAGAUGGAAAUGUUGGUGGUCAAUCAGAUUAUUUGAAAUUUGUCCGUGAGCCAAAUUUACAGACAGGAGAGAAGAAUUUUGAAAAUUUGCAAUCCUGUGAGGAUGUUGCAGUACCUGCUAAUGCUAAUAGUAGAACAGAUAAAAUUGAAGUCUUGGUACCUCCUGUUGAAGACGAUGAUUUUGGUAAUGAUAAUUCGUCUGGGUGCCAACCAGAUUUUACAUCUGAAAAUUUGGUUGGUUCCAAGCCAAAUUCUCAAUGGGCAACUUAUUUUCAAACUCCAUUUGAGUCCUUGCUUGUGAAAUUUGGUCUAACCUCGUGCAUGAGAAAUAUGGAGGAGUCAAUAUCUUGCUUUCUUUCUGGUCCCAUUGAAAAGUUGAAGUCUGAUGCGAGUGUGAAAGUGGAGGAUAUUAUUGCAGAGCCUGUUGAUGGGCUAGAUUUUGUGCAGUCUGAAGGCAUUAAUAAGGCGCUUCCUGUUAUAUUGGAUUCUGUUCAUUUCAAAGGUGCAACGGUGAUGCUACUUGCAUAUGGUGACGUGGAAGUUAGGGAGAUGGAGAAUGUCAAUGGGCAUGUAAAGUUACAAAACCACUAUAGUCGCAUACAUGUGCAUCUAAGUGGAAAUUGUAAUACUUGGAGGUCAGAUAUUCUAUCCGAAGACGGGGGCUGGUUGUCUGUUAAUGUUUUUGUUGACAUUAUUGAACAAAAUUGGCAUGUCAACUUGAAAAUUGACAAUCUUUUUGUCCCACUGUUUGAACGGCUCUUAGAGAUUCCAAUUAUGUGGUCUAAAGGGAGGGCUAGUGGCGAGGUUCACCUGUGCAUGUCUAAGGGAGAGACUUUUCCAAAUUUGCACGGACAGCUUGAUGUGACAGGGUUGGAUUUCCAACUAUUAGAUGCUCCAUCAGGUUUUUCUAACAUAUCAACGAGUUUAUGUUUUCGCGGUCAAAGAAUAUUUUUACACAAUGCAAAUGGCCGGUUUGGCAGUGUUCCUCUAGAAGCAUCAGGAGACUUUGGCAUUCAUCCCGAAGAAGGAGAGUUCCAUCUUAUGUGUCAGGUUCCUGCUGUUGAAGUGAAUGCUUUGAUGAGAACUUUUAAAAUGAAACCGCUCUUAUUUCCGCUAGCUGGAUCAGUAACUGCCCUAUUCAAUUGUCAAGGCCCGCUGGAUUCUCCAGUAUUUGUAGGCACUGGAAUGGUUUCUAGGACGUUCUCUAAUUCACAUAUUGACACCCCUGCAUCUGUAGCAUCGGAAGCACUUGCUGCGAGUAAGGAAGCCGGUGCACUGGCAGCAUUUGACCGCAUUCCAUUGUCUUAUGCAUCUGCCAAUUUCACUUUCAACACCGAUAACUGUGUUGCCGAUUUAUAUGGAAUCAGGGCUUGUCUUAUAGAUGGUGGUGAAAUUCGAGGAGCUGGGAAUGCAUGGAUAUGCCCAGAGGGUGAGGUGGAUGAGACAGCAAUAGAUGUGAAUUUAUCUGGUAGUUUGUCCUUUGAUAACAUCGUGCUUCGUUAUAUGCCAAGUUAUUAUCAUCAGAUGCCACUCAAAUUAGGGGUAUUAAAUGGAGAAACAAAACUGUCAGGAGCUCUUCUAAAACCACGGUUUGAUAUAAAAUGGACGGCACCUACCGCAGAAGGGUCUUUUGGCGAUGCUCGAGGAGAUAUCAUAAUCUCACACGAGUUCAUUACUGUGAAUUCCUCUUCAGCUGCAUUUGAUCUAUGUACGCGGAUCCAAACAUCUUAUCUUGAUGAUUUAUCUCUUAAUAAAGGAGAUCCUUAUGCACCAAGAGCCAUUCCAUUUACCAUUGAUGGAGUUGAGAUGGAUUUGCGUAUGCGUGGGUUUGAAUUCUUCAAUUUGGUUUCUGCAUAUACUAUGGAUUCUCCAAGACCUUUGCAUCUGAAAGCAUCUGGAAGGGUCAAAUUCCAGGGGAAGGUUUUAAAACCCAGUGGCAGUAUUAGCGAACAAAAUUCUGAUACAAAUAGGCAUCAUGCAGACACAUUGGAGAAAGGAAUCUCAGAUAGUCUUGUUGGUGAAGUUUCAAUCUCUGGUCUUAAACUGAAUCAAUUGAUGCUUGCACCACAGCUGUCUGGGUUGUUGACAGUUUCUCCUGAGUGUAUCAAGUUGGAUGCCUCGGGUAGGCCUGAUGAAAGUCUUGCAGUGGAGUUUGUUGGUCCACUGCAGCCAAAUAACGAAGAUGGCCUACAAAGUGGAAAACUGUUGUCUGUUUCUCUUCAGAAAGGACAAUUAAGGGCUAAUGUUUGUUUUCAACCAUUUCAUUCUGCUAACUUGGAGGUACGUCAUUUUCCACUUGAUGAGUUGGAGCUUGCUUCUCUUCGGGGGACUAUACAGAGAGCAGAAUUGCAACUUAAUCUUCAAAAAAGAAGAGGACAUGGAGUCCUAUCUGUACUUCAGCCGAAAUUCAGUGGUGUGCUUGGUGAAGCUCUAGAUGUGGCAGCUAGAUGGAGUGGAGAUGUUAUCACUAUUGAAAAAACUGUUUUGCAACAAAACCACAGCUAUUAUGAACUUCAAGGUGAAUACGUUUUGCCUGGUACUCGAGAUCGUAAUCCUAUUGACGGAGGAGGUGGCCUUUUUAAAAAGCUAAUGUCGGGUCAUCGCGUUGGUAGUGUUAUAUCCUCAAUGGGCAGGUGGAGAAUGAAACUUGAAGUUCCCAGAGCAGAGGUUGCUGAGAUGCUUCCUCUUGCGAGGCUUCUUUCUCGGAGCAUGGAUCCUGCUGUUCAUUCAAGAUCUAAGGAUUUUUUUCUUCAAAGUUUACAGUCAGUGGGAGUAUUUUCUGAAAGCCUUCAACAAUUGCUUGAGAAAAUGAGGGGGCUCCAUGCUCCAUCAAAUGAUGUUGUUCUUGAGGAUUUAACCCUGCCCGGUUUAUCUGAAUUCAAAGGUCACUGGCAUGGAUCUCUCGAUGCUAGUGGUGGAGGAAACGGAGACACCUUGGCAGAGUUUGACUUUCAUGGGGAGGACUGGGAGUGGGGAGACUACAAAACUCAGCGUGUCGUGGCAGUUGGUGCUUACAGUCAUGAUGAUGGUAUGCACCUGGAGAAAAUUUUCAUCCAGAAGGAUAAUGCAACCAUCCAUGCAGAUGGAACAUUGUUAGGGCCUAAAACCAACCUCCAUUUUGCUGUCUUAAAUUUUCCUGUUAGUUUGGUCCCCACUGUAGUUCAGGUCUUCGAAUCUACAGCAACAGAUGUUGUUCAUUCGCUGCGGCAACUUUUGGCACCCAUUAGGGGCAUAUUGCAUAUGGAAGGUGAUCUCAGAGGAAGUUUAGCAAAACCAGAAUGUGAUGUGCAAGUAAGGCUCCUGGAUGGUGCCAUUGGUGGCAUUGAUCUUGAACGAGCAGAACUUGUUGCUUCUCUAACCUCAACCAGCCGUUUUCUAUUCAAUUCAAAACUUGAACCUGUAACCCAAAGUGGCCAUGUACUCAUUCAAGGCAGCAUUCCGGUUGCUUUUGUCCAAAAUAACACAUCACAGGAAGAUGUAGAAUCAGAUAAGAGUCGGGCGAAUUGGGUUCCUGAUUGGGUGAAGGAGAAGAAUAAAGGGGGCAUUGAUGAUGUCAGCGACAAAAAAGUUUCUAGAGAUAAAAACGAAGAUGGUUGGAAUACUCAAUUAGCAGAAAGCCUUAAAGGUUUAAAUUGGCAAAUUUUAGAUGCUGGAGAAGUCAGGAUUGACGCUGAUAUAAAAGAUGGGGGAAUGACGUUGGUAACAGCUUUAUCUCCUCAUGCCAAUUGGCUUCAUGGUAAUGCUGAUGUCAUGCUUGAGGUCAGAGGCACAGUGGAUCAGCCAGUACUUAAUGGACACGCCUCAUUCCAUAGGGCAUCAAUUUCUUCACCCGUGUUCCGAAAGCCACUCACCAACUUUGGUGGAACUGUUAACGUGAAAUCAAACAGGCUAUGCAUCACAUCACUAGAGAGUAGGGUAAGCAGAAAAGGAAAGCUUCUUGUAAAAGGCAACCUACCACUCAGAACUAGUGAAGCAGCUCCUGAUGACAAGAUAGAAUUGAAAUGUGAAGUUUUAGAAGUCAGGGCACCAAAAACAUUAAGUGGUCAGGUUGAUUCUCAACUGCAAAUAACUGGUUCAAUAUUGCAACCAAACAUAUCUGGGAAUAUCAAAUUAAGUCACGGAGAAGCAUAUUUGCCACAUGAUAGAGGUGGUGCUCCUGCUUCUAAUAGAUUCCCAUCGAACGAGUCAAUGCUUCCUUCUGGCGGUGUUAGUCAAGUUUUUGCUUCAAGAUAUGUUUCACGAUUUUUCAGCUCAGAAUCUCCUGCAAGUGCCAAAACUUCUCAAUCUUCUGGCUCUGUUAAUAAGUCAAGUCAGGUUGAAAAUGAGAUGGAGCAAGUGCAGAUUAAACCAAACGUAGAAAUAUGCCUUAAUGAUUUGAAGCUUGUCCUUGGACCAGAGUUAAAGAUAGUAUAUCCUUUGAUUCUCAAUUUUGCUGUCAGUGGAGAGCUUGAGUUGAAUGGUCUGGCUCAUCCCAAAUGGAUAAAACCUAGAGGCAUACUGGCAUUUGAGAAUGGUGAAAUCGAUCUAGUUGCCACCCAGGUGAGGUUAAAAAGAGAGCAUUUAAAUAUUGCAAAAUUUGAACCCGAGUAUGGACUAGAUCCAAUGCUAGAUUUGGUUUUGGUUGGAUCUGAAUGGCAAUUUAGAAUCCAAGGUAAAGCCAGCAAUUGGCAGGACAAACUUGUAGUGACCUCGACUCGUUCUGUGGAACAGGAAGCACUCUCACCUACUGAGGCUGCCAGAAGAUUUGAGAGUCAAUUGGCCGAAUCCAUUUUGGAAGGCAAUGGUCAACUUGCAUUUGAAAAGCUUGCAACUGCGACUCUUGAAAAAUUAAUGCCACGAAUAGAAGGGAAAGGAGAGUUUGGCCAGGCUAGGUGGAGGGUAGUGUAUGCACCUCAGAUUCCUAGUCUGGUUUCUGUUGAUCCUACAGCAGAUCCUCUCAAGUCACUAGCUAGUAAUAUAUCGUUUGGUACAGAAGUUGAAGUCCAACUUGGCAAACGUCUUCAGGCCACAAUUGUUCGGCAAAUGAAGGAAUCCGAGAUGGCAAUGCAGUGGACCUUGAGCUAUCUGCUUACAAGUCGUUUGCGGGUGCUCCUACAAUCUUCUUCGACCAAUCGCCUUCUUUUUGAAUAUUCUGCUACAUCUCAGGAUUGACUUGCAACUAAGUAACAAUUUCGAAAAUUGGUCAUGCCCUAGAUGCAGCUUACAUCGAUAUUCCUCGUAUUUUAAGGGGAAGGGGAAUUUUGAGACAGUCUUUGAAUGUAAGAAAGUAGUGUGUAGAUGCAUAUUAUUUUUUUGCUCAAAUUGAGCUUGUUAAUAUGUAGAUGUUUAUGUCAUGAAUAAUUCAGCCUAUUAGUUUUGUACAGAAAUUCAAUUUUGAUGAAAGAAAAUGUAUAGUAUGAUAACAUGUUGACGACACAUGAAGGUCAGAUGUUUGUUUGUUGAAAGAGCAGUGCUUUUCUUUCUGCAUCAGAACCAUCUAAUCCUAUUUGCACCCUUAAUUGUUCAA
Molecule: messenger RNA, 7182 nt
Organism: Medicago truncatula (barrel medic)
Lineage: Eukaryota; Viridiplantae; Streptophyta; Magnoliopsida; Fabales; Fabaceae
Product: protein TIC236, chloroplastic
Exons: 23
Coding region: 210-6827 (2205 amino acids)
Biological process (GO): protein secretion
Cellular component (GO): plasma membrane
Source: RefSeq, a predicted model, not a curated record